AUGAACAAUCGAAAAGCGUUUACCCUCAUCGAGCUACUGGUGGUGAUUGCCAUUAUCGCAAUCCUCAUCGCCCUGUUAUUACCGGCGGUACAACAGGCACGCGAAGCUGCACGCCGUAACAGCUGCAAAAACAAUCUGAAACAAAUCGGACUGGCUUUGCACAACUAUCAUGAAACAUUCAGCGCGCUGCCCCCGGGUAGUAUCGUCUACUUCAAUGGUACUAAAUACUACGGACACGGCUGGACCUGGCACGCCAGCAUCCUGCCUUAUCUCGAUCAGGUUCCGAUGUACAACCAGAUCCAGGGACCAGACUCCAGCGGCAUGGGAGCCGAAUCAGGUGGUACAACCAGUGCCAAACAGCAACUGGCCGGACAGACUGUGCUUUCCGUAUUCUGGUGCCCCUCCCAGCCCGACGUAACGCAGGGUGUGCAGAAAGGGGGCUAUUCGCCUUCUAACUAUAACGGCAACAUGGGCACGCUGAUCGGUAACUCGGGCGACAACUGCUACGGCGGUUCGAUUACGACUCCCGCUCAGAUGGCAGCCACCGGUGGUUGCAUGGGAGCCGACGGUAUCUUUUACAUCAGCAGCAGCGUCCGUUUCCGGGAUGUCACCGACGGCCUGUCAAACACCAUCUUCGUCAGUGAAGUCAUCGAUUCCGGCGGAGACGCCAACAUGCUGGGCGGCGGGGGCAGUGACCGCAAGCACUGUUUCUCCGGGGGUGCAGACAGCAAUCCGCCCACCGAAAUGUCGGAAUACCUGAUCGCCGCCGAGAGCAAUGACCCGAUCAACGGUUAUGCCGAAGAAGCAGCCGGCAGCUACCACACCGGCGGCGCCCAGUUCGUCUUCGGUGAUGGUCGUGUCCGCUUUCUCUCGGAAAACAUCGACAUGACUCUAUACCGUGCCAUCAGUACUCGUGCCAAACGGGAAACCCUCAGCGACUUCUAA
Molecule: messenger RNA, 945 nt
Organism: Symbiodinium pilosum
Lineage: Eukaryota; Dinophyceae; Suessiales; Symbiodiniaceae
Source: the annotation of a GenBank genome assembly